AUGUCCAAGAACGCCAUUAAGUCCGUCGUCAACGCUGUGACAAAAUUAGUCCAAAAAUUCUACCCAAUAAGAUUGGCUGACAAGUCCUGGGAUAACACCGGAUUACUUGUUGAUUCCAGUUCUGAAGAAGUUCAGAGUGAUGAGAUCCGAGUGUUACUUACAAUUGAUUUGACUCAGGCUGUUGCCGAAGAAGCCAUUCGGAAAAGGUCCAAUGUAAUUAUUGCGUACCAUCCCUUCAUUUUCCGUGGACUUAAAUCCAUUACGCCCGUUGAUCCACAACAGAAAUCGCUAAUUAGAUUGAUUCAGAACGGAGUUAGCGUUUAUUCUCCGCACACGGCUGUUGAUAGUGCCAAAGGCGGAGUUAACGAUUUCUUAGCCGAUGGGAUAAGUGAAGGAUUGGGUGGUGAAACUGAAAGAAUCCCCAUAGACCCAAACCCUAAUGAAGAAGGUUGUGGGAUGGGAAGAUUGGUGACUUUGUGCAAGCCAGCACCUUUAACUUCCUUGGUGAAAAAUAUCAAGACAUCCUUAAGUUUGGACACUGUACAAGUGGCUAUAGGUAGAAAUCACCACAGGGAAACGCUAAUCAGCAAAAUAGCCAUCUGUGCUGGAUCCGGAGGCUCAGUGUUUAGAGGUGUGGAUGCCGAUUUAUAUUAUACUGGAGAAUUAUCUCACCAUGAAGCAUUAUUUUUCACUGAGUCUGGUAGUUCUGUUGUUGUAUGUAAUCAUUCCAAUACUGAAAGGGCUUUCUUGAAAGUGUUUAAAACUCAAUUGGAACAGGAAUUACAGGGAUCAGAGGUCAUUAUAUCUGAUAGUGAUAAAGACCCAUAUCAAUCAACAGUAGUAGCAUGUCCUGACACUGACUAUGUAUUUUUAUAUGGAGGGUACGAUGAACUUGAUAACUUAGACAGCAAUGUGUAUCUACUCAAUCUUAAGACCAGCCAAUGGGAGAUCGAUGAUAAGCACGUUGGAUUAUACCGAGAGGGACAUCUGGCUAUAUAUUUAGGUGAUGGCAAUGUACUUGUAUUUGGCGGAGUACCUCAAGAUGAAUUCCCGGAGACCGCUACAGGUGCUAGCACUUACUCGAACUUUAAGAAAGAUAGUUUGAUGAUGAUAUACAAUGUUAUGGAACGGAAAUGGCAAGGCCCCCCCGCUCAACUGUUACUCAAUGCUCCGUCUUCUCGCUCAAGACACGGGUGCUGUCUUUCGGAAGAUGGGACCAAGUUCUAUAUUAGUGGAGGUUUGGUUAAUUCUGUUCCACUUAAUGACCUAUAUGAAUACGACUUGACCACGGGCAUAUGGAGCGGACCAAUUGAGUUCACAGCACGAUUCGACCAUUUUAUUACCGUGUUGGAUAACAAAUUGUAUGCCAUGGGAGGAUUAGAUAAAGACAUGAACCAUUCGGAUCGGUCGAUACUUUAUUAUAAUUUUGCAGACGAUACCGUUGGCUCUAUUAAAAUCAAACUGGACAAUUCGACAAUAACAUCGAUAACAUCAUUUAGUCCAAUUGAUCAUGAAACAGCAUUUUUGGACUCAUUAAUCAACAGAAACGUUAAAUUAAAGAUAUGCAAUACUGAAGAAAAUGAUAUUAGGGGUUUGCAAUUAUCUUACACCAAUCUUGUGGAUUACGAUUUCAUCACUAUCUUUGGUCAUUCAGGUCUCGCUGCUUUGUUAGGAGAAGAUGAGUCUCCUUAUAAUGCUUAUAGUUUCCAUUGGAGGAAACCUUUUGUACUGUCUAAUGGUGGCUUCUUAUACAUUUUGGGCACUCAAAGAACCAUAUCUCCUCGUGAGUCCCUCUUCGGUAGUCACUUGCAACAUCAACCAUUGAACAGUGAUGGUGAUAAUGAAAAUCGUCAUUCAAGUGACCAACGAUUGAAGUAUCUCCUUCAAAUCCCCAUCAAUAAACUUGGAAUCUCAAGAUUACCCUAUAAAUAUUCAUCAUCUUCUCCUUGUGGAUAUGGUAAAUUGCUAGAUGAUUUUACUCAACUCCUUCAAGCUGGAAAGUAUACCGACUUUGAGAUCCAAAUGUUUGCGUCUGAACAAGCCAGUUUGGAGUAUUCGGAUGUACCCUUUGGGCUGGUCCCUUCACAACAUAUCGAGUCCAUUGGAGUCCAUAAGGCCAUUUUAGCAGCCAGAUGGCCUCAUUUCCAACGAAUUCUAGAGAGUGGAAUGUUUGAAACCCUGACAAAUCAAAUGCAAAUCCCCGAACCAAGCAGUUGGGUCCGGGGGUUCAUUUGGUAUUUAUACACUGGAGAAAUGGACAUUGAAAAUUACGUUAAAAACAGUGAUUUGUCAACGUUUGGUGGGAUCUUGGUGCUUUCCAACUUGUAUGAAAUGCCUGACCUUAGAUGUGAUGUUUUAACCGUUCUUAAUAGGAAAUUGCAAUAUUUCAAUAAUACUUCAGUCGACAAUUUGAUUAAACUUUGGAAGGUCCUUUUGGUUGCAAAUGAAUCACUUUUGCUUGAUAGAACUACAUACCUUCUAAAGAACUUUUGGCCCGAAGUAAGUCGUUGUAAAGAAUUUGCAGACUUACCCAAAAACCUAAUAGUCAAGCUUUGUCAAGAAUGUUCAGGUCCAUCUUUCAACCCUUUAGAUGGUUUUAGAAAUUCCCUUCUAACUCCAAGAUCAGAUAGAAUAUCUGUUAAUUCAUUAUCAGAUGAAGAAACUCCUGCUAAAAUACGAAACAAUUCACCAUUCCUAAAACAAUCUCCUAUUAGUCCCGUACGACAUAAUUCAAUGGACCCUCUCUCGUCUUUCCCAACACUUCAAUCACUUCCAGAUGAAGAAGACUAG
Molecule: messenger RNA, 2790 nt
Organism: Lizanozyma spartinae
Lineage: Eukaryota; Fungi; Ascomycota; Pichiomycetes; Serinales; Debaryomycetaceae
Exons: 3
Coding region: 1-2790 (929 amino acids)
Cellular component (GO): cytoplasm; mitochondrion
Molecular function (GO): protein binding
Source: RefSeq, a predicted model, not a curated record